This is a messenger RNA of Danaus chrysippus (African queen), 1794 nucleotides long. The record is from the annotation of a GenBank genome assembly. Lineage: Eukaryota; Metazoa; Arthropoda; Insecta; Lepidoptera; Nymphalidae.
AUGGCGAGGCGGGUGUCGCUCCAAUCGUGUGAAUCUUUCGACCUUGUAUCCGAUCCGAACAUUGUCAGUUUGCUGUAUGGAAUUCUCCUGGCUGACUUUGUGUGUUCGAUAAGCAGCGGCUUCUUAUUAGCAUUUCCUUCAGUUUUGAAUCCGGCUAUUUUGUCUCCAAAUAGCACUGAUAUUAGAGCUACUACUUCCCAGGCUUCAUCAAUCGCGGGAAGUCAAGGUCUGGCAGGGGCUGCUGGAUUAGUUCUCCUUCCAUUCUGUAUGACUUCAAUCGGUAGAAGGACCGUACAUAUAGUGAUAAACUUCAUAAUGGGAUUUGGAUUCUUGAUUUUAGCACUCGCUACCAAUAUCUUAUACUUGUAUGCGGGCAGAAUUAUACAGGGAGUUAUACUUUCAGGAAUCUAUGUAACUAGUAUUAUGGUAGCUGAAUAUUCCGAUCCUAUCAGACGUGGUUACUUUAUAACAAUAAAGAAAGGUUCAGUUACGUUGGGGUCAUUGAUUUGCCAUUUAAUGGGAAUAUAUUUCACUUGGAGACAAUGCGCGUUUUUUGCAAUAUUUCCUAAUCUUCUUGCUAUAAUUUUGACGCUGUACUGGCCGGAAAGUCCGUCGUAUUUGGCCAUGAAAGGUAGAUACAAAGAAUGUGAAAUAUCUCAUAAGUGGUUGUUCGGUGAGAGUGCUGAGCAAAUGAAAAAUUUGGAAAACAUUAUAGCUGCUCAGAGAGAAAGAAGAUCACAGGAAAGAAAUAAGAAUCGUUUAAAGAAAACAUUUUCGAAAAUGUUCAGGAAAGAUUACGCUAUUCCCUUUGUAAUCUUCACAAUACUUCUGACAGAUGUAGUAUGUUCUAUAAGCAGUGGCUUCCUCUUAGCAUUCCCCUCGGUUCUGAAUCCUGCUAUAUUAUCUGCAAAUAGUACUGACAUUAAAGCUACAACGGCUCAGGCUUCAUCAAUUGCGGGAAGUCAAGGUCUGGCUGGAGCAGUUGGAGUGAUUCUUCUUCCAUUUUGCAUGACUUCGAUCGGCAGAAAAUCUGCACAUAUAGUUAUGAACGCAUUCAUGGGAUUUGGCUUUCUUACAAUUGCAGUGGCCACUAAUAUUUUAUAUUUAUAUGCGGGUAGAAUUAUACAAGGAAUUAUAUUUUCAGGUGUUUACGUAGUUAGCAUUAUAGUAGCUGAAUAUUCCGCUCCACACAGACGUGGUUACUUUAUUACGCUGAAGAUGGGUUCGGUAGCUUUUGGAUCACUGAUUUGUCACAUAAUGGGAAUAUAUUGUACUUGGAGACAAUGUGCAUUUUUUGCUAUGUUCCCAAAUAUCGUUGCUAUAAUCAUGACAUUGUUCUGGCCAGAAAGCCCAUUCUAUUUGGCCAUGAAAGGCAGAUACGAUGAAUGUAAAAAGUCUUAUGAAUGGCUAUUUGGGGAUGAUGCAGAACAAACAAAACAUUUGAAAGACAUUAUUUCUGCGCAGAUGGAAAGACGAUCAGAAGAAAAACAUAAAAAUCAAUUAAAGACAACAAUAACUAAAAUGUUUAGAAAAGAUUACGUUAUUCCUUUUUUAGUUGUUAAUUUGUUGACAUUGAUAAUUGAUUGUUCUGGAAGGAGCUACAAUUGUAUUGUAUAUAUAAAAGGUAUUAUUAAAAUUAUGUAUAUCAUACCAAUCGAUGAAGCCUGGGACUUGGUAACUGUGAUAUCAUUACUAUUUGGAGACAAAAUGGCAGCGUUUAGAAGUGACGGAAAACACAACAUGAAACCAGUGCCAACGGAGUAUGAUACGUCUGCAAAUAGUAUUAAACUCUGA